Molecule: messenger RNA, 1071 nt
Organism: Grosmannia clavigera kw1407
Lineage: Eukaryota; Fungi; Ascomycota; Sordariomycetes; Ophiostomatales; Ophiostomataceae
Product: duf803 domain protein membrane protein
Exons: 3
Coding region: 1-1071 (356 amino acids)
Biological process (GO): magnesium ion transport
Cellular component (GO): membrane
Molecular function (GO): magnesium ion transmembrane transporter activity
Source: RefSeq, a predicted model, not a curated record
AUGCGCACAGUGGUCAUUGGCGAGAUUUGCAACUUUGCCGCGUACGCCUUUGCACCGGCUAUCCUCGUCACUCCUCUCGGCGCUCUCAGUGUUUUGGUUGGUGCCGUGCUCGGCUCAUACUUCCUCAACGAGAUAUUGGGAACAUUAGGAAAGCUCGGAAGUGCCAUCUGCCUUAUCGGAGCUGUGAUAAUUGUGCUCCAUGCGCCAGCUGACGAGGAAAUCUCCACCAUUGACGAGAUUUUGAACGAUGCUAUCAAGCCAGGCUUCCUGUUGUAUGCACUUGCCGUCACAGUUUACGCGGUCGUCGCUAUUUACAAGGUGGCCCCUGUGUAUGGAAAGAAAAACCCGCUGAUCUACCUGAGCAUUUGCUCGCUGGUCGGCUCUGUUUCUGUCAUGUCGGUCAAGGCCUUCGGCAUCGCCCUGAAGCUCACAUUUUCUGGGAACAACCAGUUCACUCACCCUUCCACUUACGUGUUCAUGAUUGUCACCGGCGUGUGCAUUCUCACGCAGAUGAACUACUUCAACAAAGCCCUCAGCCAGUUCCCAACAAACAUUGUCAACCCACUUUACUAUGUCACAUUCACAACCGCCACCCUUUGCGCAUCUUUCAUUCUUUUCAGCGGCUUCAACACCACGGAGACGGUUAACACUCUGUCCCUGAUCUGUGGUUUUCUCAUUACCUUCACUGGGGUCUACCUGCUCAAUCUUUCCCGCGGCGACCCAGAUGGCACUCGCAUGGCCGGCCGAUCUGGACCCGAUGCGACUGGCACCGACAUGAUCUCGAGCAUCCAGACUCGCAUGAGCAUGGAAGCUCGCCGCAGCUUCGGCCCCAGCCACCGUCGCAGCCUCAGCAACGGCAGCGCCGGUGAUCGACAAGGCCUGAUAAGAGCCUAUGAUGAAGAGGAGGCAGCUGGCUUCGGCCUGGCUGACCUUACUGACUACGCCGAGGACGGAACCGUGCACGAUGGCCUGACCGGCCCGUCAAACGGCUCUGCGAACGGCCAAUUCAAGAAGAGCAGCGCACAACCUAAGGGCUCAAUAGAGCAGUCGACAAAGCCUGCCGACCGAUGA